Messenger RNA from Bombus pascuorum, 1698 nucleotides. RefSeq lists its product as uncharacterized. The record is from RefSeq and is a predicted model, not a curated record. Lineage: Eukaryota; Metazoa; Arthropoda; Insecta; Hymenoptera; Apidae. The transcript has 6 exons. The coding region runs from base 154 to 1104 and encodes 316 amino acids.
UUCAUGUUGUCAGUCGGCCUUCCUGCUUCUUCGCGAGCGGUUUGAAUGGCAGGUCUUACGUGUGUUGCGUGAUCGGUCUCUUAAACAUUCAAUUUAUGAAAAUUCAAUUUUCAGUGUUGUUUCUUCCAUUAGUAAAGAAAGGUGAUUAAGAAGAUGCACGUGUCUAAGGAAAUUAUUAUUGCGGUGCUGGCCAUUCAAAUGGUUUCCUCUGAAUCAGAAGGUCUUCCAAGAAUUUUGGGAGGAAUUGAAAACGUCGCUAACAGUGCUACUGCUUUCCUGUCAGGACUUUUGCAACGACAGAAAGAAUUGAUACACCGCGUUACGGACACGGCCUCUAAUUACAUUAACACCGCGGUGGAGACACCGAGAAAUCUUCUCAUCAACGCGACUAAACUCACCACUGGUUACAUUGACAGCGCAGCCUCGAAGGGUCUGGAGUUGAAAAUUCGAAGGUUCAUAGACAAACUUCGUACCAGAAUGCCCUAUGGGAUACCGGAACUUGGAAUCCCACCUUUAGAACCGUAUCGUCUUGAUGAACUGGACAUACAUGUAGACAAUUCGGACAUAGGGAACAUAUCCAUCGUUUUGGAGGAUAUCGUGCUGUACAACUUGUCGACCUUCAUAGUCAACAAGGCGAAACUAUCCUUGAUCGGACCAACGUUUGCGGCGAAUAUUUCUAUUCCGGAAAUAUACGCGGAGGGCCUUUACAAUAUAUCCGGAGUACUGGGGAACACAGUCGAUUUGAAAGGUGCUGGGUCUUUCAAAGCGAAUGUAUAUGAUUUCCAACUGUAUGUGAACAGCUUAUUGGGAUUUCACAAAGGAGUGUACUUGAAGACCUUUGACAUGGACUUUUCAUUGAGAUCCAUCGAUAUCAAUUUGGGAAAUUUCAUGGAUGAUGAUGAAUUGUCCGACGUCAUGAACAAGGUCUUUAAGGAGUUAACACCAAAGGUCAUAGAAGUUAUCAAGCCGGACAUACUUCCGGGUAUCCAGAGUUAUGUAGGUAGCAAAAUUAACGAGACCGUCCAUCAAAUUACCCUGAAGGACAUAAUUAGUGUGCUGGGCAAUAACGAAAUCCGAGAAUUUACGCAUAUUAUUCCGGUCUAAAUAUAUUUCUAAUGAAUUCUAUCAUUUGUAAAAAGUUUAAAAAAUAAUACCAACGAUAUUUAACUAUAUAUAUGUGUAGAUUUGGAUAUUUAAUAGAAGCAAAAUAAUUUUAAGAUUUUAAGAAUUUAUAGAAUUCAAUUUAGUAUGUUUUUAAUUUAAAGUCAAAGAUAGUCAUUUGUUUCAUUCUUUUUGAAAGAUCUUACAAAAUUUGUCAAUAGUUACAUUUUGAAAAAUUAUACUUCAAUAAAAUAGUCGUUGGGAGUAUUUAUUAAAUUAUGACUAUCAUAAAGUAGGUUCUUUAAAAAAUGAUUUUAGAUAUGAAAAUUUUGUUAUAUAAAAAUAGAAUUUCUUAAGGCAGCACAAACGUUGAUGUUUCUUUAAGUAUGCUUUUUUGAAGUAAAUCUUGUCUGUAUUUCUUACAAUUUUGGAGAUAUUUAGUGAUAAGUAGAGUGUGGUUCUUCAAUCUUGUAGUUUGUUAUAGAAACUUGUGUAAGUCUUUUAGUAAUGCUGUUAUAACGUUGUUCUGAAUGUUCCAACAUGUUUUUAAAAAUGUACUUUACUAUAUGGGAAAUAUACAAGUUCUUAUUACGUAUA